This is a messenger RNA of Psammomys obesus (fat sand rat), 1335 nucleotides long. RefSeq names its product diphthamine biosynthesis 6 (gene Dph6). Lineage: Eukaryota; Metazoa; Chordata; Mammalia; Rodentia; Muridae. The coding region runs from base 18 to 1025 and encodes 335 amino acids. Gene Ontology annotation, biological process: protein histidyl modification to diphthamide. Gene Ontology annotation, molecular function: diphthine-ammonia ligase activity. The transcript is spliced from 9 exons. The record is from RefSeq and is a predicted model, not a curated record.
CUAACCUCCGGGCCAGGAUGUUCAUGUGGCAGGGAACAGAUACUGAGACGACGUACCCUGUUCGCCCGGGUGUUCAGCAGGGUCCCGAAGGGGCAGUCGGCACGGUCACGGACAGGCAGAGCAGUAGACACCCGUGCGAGGACCCGCGCGUGUCAGUCGAACUGUCGCGGGACCGGGGCCCGGGGUCUGUGCUUACCACACGCACGCGCACUGCGCCCAGGAUGAGGGUCGCGGCCCUGAUCAGUGGUGGGAAGGACAGCUGUUACAACAUGAUGCAGUGCACUGCUGCAGGGCAUCACAUCGUUGCAUUAGCAAAUUUAAGACCAGAUGAAAAGCAAGCGGAAUCAGAUGAACUAGAUAGCUACAUGUAUCAGACAGUGGGUCACCAUGCCAUUGACUUGUAUGCGGAAGCAAUGGCCCUGCCCCUGUACCGCAGAACCAUCAAAGGAAGGAGCUUGGACACAGGAAGGACAUAUACCAAAUGUGAAGGUGAUGAGGUUGAAGAUCUCUAUGAACUAUUGAAACUCAUUAAGGAAAAAGAAGAAAUAGAAGGGGUAUCAGUAGGUGCUAUACUUUCUGAUUAUCAACGUGUGCGAGUAGAAAAUGUAUGUAAACGGCUUAAUCUCCAGCCUUUAGCUUACCUUUGGCAGAGAAACCAGGAAGAUUUGCUCAGAGAGAUGAUAGCAUCUAACAUUGAGGCCAUUAUCAUCAAAGUAGCAGCUUUGGGCUUAGAUCCUGAUAAGCAUCUUGGGAAAACCCUGGAUGAAAUGGAGCCUUAUCUUUUAGAGCUUUCUAAGAAGUAUGGUGUCCACGUAUGUGGGGAAGGUGGCGAGUAUGAAACGUUCACUUUGGAUUGUCCUCUAUUUAAGAAGAAAAUCAUUGUGGACUCCUCCGAAGCAGUCAUCCACUCGGCUGAUGCCUUCGCACCUGUGGCUUAUCUCCGGCUUUCAGGGUUGCACUUGGAAGACAAGGUGUCUUCGAUACCUGGGAAUGAUGAAACAACUAAUUAUAUACACAAUUCUUAAAAUCUGCACUGAAUUUUAAAAAUUACUAUGACCAACUUUUCUCAUUGCAUUUCAGUGAACCCUUCUCUAAUAUUGCCAAAUUUCUUUAACUUACUUUCUUUAAAAAAAAAAAUAAUACUUUCUAGCCAGUUGUGGUGGCACACGCUUUUAAUCCCAGCAUUCAGAAGCCAGGGGCAGGCAGUUCUCUUUGAGUUCAAGGCCAGACUAGUCUACAAGGAGAGUAACUCCAGGACAUCAAGAAAUCUGUUACACAGAGAAAUCCUGUCUCGAAAAACCAAAUAAAACAAACAAACAAACAAACAAAAAAAAA